Molecule: messenger RNA, 1558 nt
Organism: Dreissena polymorpha
Lineage: Eukaryota; Metazoa; Mollusca; Bivalvia; Myida; Dreissenidae
Exons: 13
Coding region: 130-1419 (429 amino acids)
Source: RefSeq, a predicted model, not a curated record
AAGUUACAGGUGCAUUGUGUUUUUCUAUCUUUUGGUUAAUUAUAUAACUUUUGGAUCUAAAACAAAACGUCUAAUUGGAUAUUCAAUUACAGUACCACAAUGAAGGCUAGAUAAAGGAGUAUACACUUUAUGCUGGCAGCGGUGAAUAUAAGCGAUUUGUUUACAAAGAAACUGAUCCGACAUACGAUCACCUCCAGCAUUCGAGAAAGAAUGAGGGCCAUCGUUUCAAACUGGAAAUUUGAUAAAAUAAUGAGCUAUGCAUUUAUCUUGGGUAUUGUUCAUCAUUCGACAACAUACGAGCUAAAAGAGCGCCCUGACUGUGAAUGGUAUUGUAAGAAAGAACAACAAUGGGACGGCUUAUGCCCUGUAUAUGGGUCCUGUCGGUGGUAUUGUCAGGCGAAACGCAAAGACUGCACCCCGGGUACACGAUAUCAUUGUGCCAGAGAUUUGCAUAACAAGGACUUAUUUAAUGAAACGUGCGCACCAGACAUAAUUUGUUUGGCAGGAGAAGAACCUCAAAUAUCUUUACAACAGAGUGGCAAAGCUUUUGUGUAUUGCCGACCAUGUUACCGACAAAACAUGUACAAUGGUCGCCAUAACACAUCAUCGGCGGUUUUUAGUGAAUGUCCUUCUAUAAAAACAAACCUGUGUUUGAAAACUGAGCACAAGGUUGACUGUGACAAAACUUCAUAUUUGGAACUAACAAAAACUGAUGGAUAUUGUCGAUGUGACGCAAGAAAUGGUUAUGCAGCGCAAUCAGAGGAAAUGUGUUUUUAUCAAAAUAAACGCUGCUUCAAGAAGAAAUGUCCUGAAGGCAACGUUCUUUCUUUGAAUUGCACGUGUGUAAAGGAAUGCCCCGUCGGAUUCGCAAGAUCAGAUGAAUCUGAUAUUUGCAACAAACUGAAAAGUCCUUACCCUGCGACCGCCUCCGUAUUUACAACUGUUGUUGAAGACAAGGACACACACUUUUCUACCGAAAAUCCUCCGAAUAUGUCAAUGUCGAAUAUACGAAUAUUCGAAUUGGUAGUCACAGGAGUAACUUUAUUGAUUGCAGCCUUUAUAGUGUUUGUCUUUCUUAAAGAGAAGAAAGAUAAAUGCAUACACUUGGUGUCUAGUUAUCGGGGGAAAGCAGUAAGGCGUUUACAGCAAGAAGAAAUACCGUUGAAAAAAAUUGAGCAAGACGAAGGAAAGCCAGAAGUCUUGGCAUUAAAGUCUACCAUAUCCUCUGAAGAUAAGUUGGAUUAUUUUGGCAAAGCUGCUUGUUUAUUGGAGAACGUAACUGCAACAUGUUCAGCCUUGACAACCAAAGCUACAAUCCACGACGCUCAAGCCCAAACGGAUACGAAGGCUACAUACAAAAGAUCUUCAACAUCGCAAACACGAAAAUAUACACCCCAGGAUAGAUAUUGCUGGUUUUGAGACAUAUGGGAUUCCUGGAGUUGAAACUGCGGAUCUUUACCUACUGAUAAGUCAUCUACUGUGUGGCAACGAAAAUUUGAAGACCACUCUUCAAUUGGCUGCUGCACGAUACGGAAUACAGCAUUUUGAUACAUAUUUU